AUGUCGCUCGACAGUUUGUCUCCAGAGUUGGAGCCACAGAGAUCGAGAAAGAAGAAGGAGGUGUCAAAAAUGGACCAGGUGGAUCGUUUUUCGCGUGUUUCCCUCCGACUUGCACUUCUCGCUCACAGACAUAUUAUUUUCUCUUUUUUCUCAUUUAUCUCUUUAUCGCUCUGUUCUCUCUCUCGUACUGUUUUACCCUUGCGCCUGUCCCGACACUUUAUUCCCUCUCAUUCACCAUUUCUCUUACCGCGCUCUCCUUCCCCUCCCUCUGUCCCUAUCCUUACCCCUGCCCCAGCACUAACACUGCUCUUUUUUGCUUCAGUUCCCACUCUCCUGACUCUGGACCCGAAAACGGCGAACGCGCACCUCAUCCUGUCCCGGGAUGGCACGGAGGUGCGAGUGGGUGACAAGCAGGAAGACAUCCCGGACAAUCCGGAGAGGUUCAGUCGCUGGCUGAGCGUCCUGGGCGCCGAGGGCUUCAACUCGGGCAAGCACUGCUGGGAGGUGGAGGUGGGCGACAGCACCGUCUGGCAGGUGGGCGUGGCCAAGGCUUCUGUUCCCCGCAAGAGAGGUUUCGCUCCCUUCCAUUGGCAGGAGAGCCGGAAGUUCUUCGCCCCAGAACCCCAGGCUGGUGUCUGGGCAUUGGCUCUGCAGGACGGAGACUACACUGCACUGACAUCGCCUCCCAUUGAACUGCGUCUGAAGGGAAAGCUGAGGAAGCUGGGGGUUUAUCUGGACUAUCCUGCAGGCCAGGUGUCAUUUUACAAUGCCGAUGACGUAUACCACCUCUACACUUUCAAAGACAAAUUCAUCGAGGAGAUCUUCCCUUACUUUUAUAUCGCUCACAAGGGGGACUCCCUGAGACUCACCACACUAGGCAUCUGAGGAACAUCUCCGUGGAAUGCCCUCCUCUCUCGCUCCCUUCCCCUCGCUCUUCCCUUCCCUCUCUCCCUCUCUCUAUCUCUCACCCUCUCUCUUCCCCCUCUUUCCCCCUCCCUCUGUCUUUCUCUCACUCUCUCUCUCCCCCCUCUUUCCCCCUCCCUCUCA
This is a messenger RNA of Hypanus sabinus (Atlantic stingray), 1047 nucleotides long. RefSeq names its product zinc-binding protein A33-like. Gene Ontology annotation, molecular function: protein binding. The record is from RefSeq and is a predicted model, not a curated record. The transcript is spliced from 2 exons. The coding region runs from base 1 to 885 and encodes 294 amino acids. Lineage: Eukaryota; Metazoa; Chordata; Chondrichthyes; Myliobatiformes; Dasyatidae.